Messenger RNA from Marmota monax (woodchuck), 11541 nucleotides. It is a transcript of the gene Abhd15, whose product is annotated as abhydrolase domain containing 15. Lineage: Eukaryota; Metazoa; Chordata; Mammalia; Rodentia; Sciuridae. The coding region runs from base 157 to 1689 and encodes 510 amino acids. Gene Ontology annotation, molecular function: monoacylglycerol lipase activity; short-chain carboxylesterase activity. The record is from RefSeq and is a predicted model, not a curated record. The transcript is spliced from 3 exons.
GACCAAUCCGAAGCGCGCCCGCCCGCUGGCGCGGGAGGGCCCUGGGCAGCCGCUGGAGGCCGGGCGGAGCCGCGGGCAGAGCGGGGAGAUCGCAGAGGGGACUGACUGCCCGGCUGCCUGCCGCCCGCCGCCCGCCAGAGACUCUACAGCCUCGCCAUGCCGCCGUGGGGCGCCGCCCUCGCGCUGUUCCUGGCUGCGCUCGCCUUGCUCCUCCUGCUAGUCCCUCGGCUCCAGAGCCCCUGGAGGCGCGCCGUCGGAGCGAGGACCCUGCCCGGGGCCCUAUUUCAGGACGACCACAGGGAGGUGAAGAGCGGAGGCCCCGCAGACCAGUUCAGCGACGGACGUGAGCCACUGCCCGGCGGGUGCAGUCUCAUCUGUAAGCCGUCUGCCCUGGCUCAGUGCCUACUGCGCACCCUGAGGCGCUCGGCUGCGCUGGAGACCGGCCCGCGCUCCUGGCUCUCUGGUCCACACCUGCAGACCCUCUGCCACUUCGUCCUGCCCGUAGGGCCCGGGCCUGAGCUGGCCCGGGAGUACCUGCAGUUGGCGGACGACGGGCUGGUGGCUCUUGACUGGGUCAUAGGACCUUGCCCCCGGGGCCGCCGGAUCACCAACGCUGGGGGUCUUCCCGCUGUGCUGCUGGUGAUCCCCAAUGCGUGGGGGCGCCUAACCCGUAAUGUACUCGGCCUCUGUCUGCUUGCCCUGGAGCGUGGCUACUACCCGGUCAUCUUCCACCGCCGCGGCCAUCACGGCUGCCCUCUGGUCAGUCCCCGGCUACAGCCUUUCGGGGACCCGUCGGACCUCAAGGAAGCGGUCACUUACAUCCGCUUCCGACACCCGGCGGCCCCCUUGUUCGCGGUGAGCGAAGGCUCAGGUUCGGCGCUGCUGCUGUCUUACCUGGGUGAGUGCGGCUCCUCUAGCUACGUGACAGGCGCCGCCUGCAUCUCGCCAGUGCUGCGCUGUCGAGAAUGGUUCGAGGCCGGCCUGCCCUGGCCCUACGAACGCGGGUUCCUGCUGCACCAGAAGAUCGCCCUCAGCAGGUAUGCCACAGCCCUGGAAGACACAGUGGACACCAGCAAGCUGUUCAGGAGCCGCUCCCUGCGAGAGUUUGAGGAGACCCUCUUCUGCCACACCAAGAGUUUCCCCAUUAGCUGGGAUACCUAUUGGGACCGCAAUGAACCUCUCCGGGAUGUGGACGAGGCAGCCGUGCCUGUACUGUGCAUCUGCAGUGCUGAUGACCCUGUGUGUGGGCCCCCAGACCACACUCUGCCCACCGAACUCUUCCACAGCAACCCUUACUUCUUCUUGCUGCUUAGUCGCCAUGGAGGCCACUGUGGCUUCCUGCGGCAGGAGCCCUUACCAGCCUGGAGCCACGAUGUCAUCCUGGAGUCCUUUAGGGCCUUGACUGAGUUCUUCCGAAUGGAAGAAAAAAUGAAAGGGCUGAACAGGCGCCGAACAUCAUUCCUAGGGGGCCGGCGUCGCUGGGGAGCCCUGCAAAAGAGGGAGGUCUCUCCCUCUUACAAUCUGGAGGAGACCUUUAGCUGGAAAAGAUCAUAUACAAGUUUUUGGUGGACACAACAUCUUUGUUUGUAUGUGGUGCUGAGGAUCAAACCCAGGCCGCACGCAUGCCAGGCGAGUGCGCUACCGCUUGAGCCACAUUCCCAGCCCUCUCUACCCUAUUGCCUUCUCUGAUAAUAAGGCAAGCUUGCCCUGUGUAUAUCACUAGUGCGAUUUAACAAACUUGUUUGCCUCUGAAUAGUAAAUAAACUGCAGUCUCCCUGCAACACCAGAAUGUUAUUUCUUAAAUCUUCAUAGACAAAUACGUGUUGUUUGUCUUCCGAAGUCCUCUGUGUACAGAGCCAUGCUUACCUGCUGUGGAGUUUAACAGAGCCUCUCCCACAUUGUGCACUCCCUGAUUGUUGCCUCACUUCUGUGGAUCUAGCCUGGUCUAUGAGCACUAACUAGCAGCAGCUCUGUUUAUUCAACAACCAGGCCUCCUGCUCUGGCUAAUAAUUUCUCAGCAAGUUUUAAACUCCCUGAACAUCAAGGAUACCUACAUAGAUUUUCAGUGGGUGAUUGGUUUGUGUGUAAGACAGAAUACUAAGGUAGUAACCUGGGAGAUGUGGAUUCUAGUUUCUACUUCAUCAAGGGCUUAAAUGACCCUAGGACAGUCAUUUUAUUAAUUGUUCCAUAUGAAAAGACAGGGCAAAUAUAAGCCUUAAUUUAUAAGGUUUGCCAAGAUAUAGUGAAAGCAUUGUAAAUACCAUUCUCCAAUGCUAUUUAAAUCCUCAACCAGAGCUUGAAGACCUCUAUGAUGAAGAGGAAUCUGCCUCCAGAUCAGAUUCUUAUUCUCUAAUCAAUACCUUCCAAGUCCAGGAAGGUCAGUAACUCAUUCCACUGCAAAGUUGGGAAGGCCCUGGAAGGGCAGCACUUUUGAGCCUCAUGAGCUGGAUUCUGUGUUGCCCAAAUGAGGACAAAUUUUUCCUCUUCCAUCCAGAACACAAUAGCCUACUUCAUUAUCUGGGUAAAAAGAAGUUGAGACAAUUAGACGAGAACAUUCCUGUCUAUAUCAAGUACUUCACUCUUACGCAUAUUUUACUCACUUUUGUAAUCCCAACAUUGUGCCCAAUAGUCACUAACUUGAAAUACAACUUUUAAAAAAUUUGAGACAGGGUCUCACUAAAUUGCUUAGGGUCUUGUUAAACUGCUGAGGCUAGCCACAAACUUGCUACCCUCCUGCCUCAGCCUCCUAAGUUGUUAGGAUUACAGGGUGUAUCACUGCACCUGACCCUGAAAUAUAUCUUUAUAGGAAUAAAAUUACUUUAAAAAACCAAGCAGACACUCUGUGUACUAAAAUUACUUUAUUACAGUUGAUUUUUAAACAUUUCCUUUGCUAUGAUACAAAGGAUACUUACAAACAAAAUAUUACAUAUGACCUUGUUUUCGCUCUUAUGUUCUGACAACUUGGUAACAGCUUUAAAUGCACAAUCUAUACAAUUAAUACAGGUUAUAUAUGAACUAUAAGGUAUGCUGAACCAGAAGAAUACUGACAAUGUACUGUACAAUAAGCCUUACCAGUUAGUGCUGUGGACCAUUUCUAUCAAAAGGAAAAUGCACAUCUGUACAGUCACCUUUACCAGCUGGUGCUGACAGUGAGGGAGAGGCUUCUUCUCCAUUGCAACCCUUGAUAAGCCUCCACUGUGGGCAUCUGUUUGGUCCAAAAAUUGAGAGGACUGUGAAUAUUCAAAAUUAGUCAUCGGUAAAGUGGUAGAACAUCACCACAGUUUCAACAUAAUAAACUCUCACCAAAAAAUCAGUCCCAGUUUUAAAAAACCACAAGUCCUUUGUCCACUAUGAAAACCCUACAGGCUCAAGGGCUUUGGGAGAUGAGAAGAUGAAGGCUGCCAAAAAAGGAGGCAAGAAACCAAGCCAAAAUCUAGGUCUUGCAAAAUCAUCAUUUUUCCCUUCACCAAAGGGAACUAGAAAUGUACAAAUUCAUUGAUGAACCUCAAUGAUAACAUAUCAGUUAGCUGAUAACCCUCAUUUUAUCUGGACCCCUGACUUGUGGGAAUAACUGAAAUAGAAUGGAUAAUAGAUACCACUUUUAGAAAAGAACAUCUUGCUUAGUUAAAACAUUCCCUUUUAGCCACCAAAGCUGGUCCUGGGCUAUGACAGGUGUGCAUUCAUCUCUCAAUGGUCUACUCAGAAAUGAUAAGGUUACAGCUUUUUUUCUUUUUCUUUCUUUUCUUUUUUUUUUUUUUUAAAUAAAAAGGCAAUUGACUGAAGCAUUUUCUUUUUUUUUUUAGGUAAAUAGCAAAAAUAAAAAUAAAAACCAACCCUGGCAUUUGCACAAAUAAUGCAAAUAGGGUGAUAUGGCCUUUAAGGAAGGGGUUAGUAGAAAGUAAGAGAGAUGUGAAGAAAAUCCAGAUAAAAUGAUGUAUUAAUUUCUUUCUCUUUAAAAAUUUCUACAUGUGCAAAAAAAAAAAAUCAUGCUGUUUAAGGAAUCCUUAAACAAGGGGAAAUGAGAACAUAAAACUAAAAAUAUAAAUAAUGUUUGAAUGACUGAUAAAAGCAGAAACCAACCUGGGUUACAAAAAGGAUUAUACAUUCAAGAUGCUCUUAAACCCAGUGGGAUAACUUAUGUUAAAACUGUGUUAAUAGUUAUGUUAAAAAUCUCAAGUUUGUUUUUAAAUCUUCACAAUACAAGCAAAGCUGUUUUAAAAUAUACACUAUACAUAUUUCUCAUAGUCUCUCCAACCUCAUGAAUGUGCAUUAGGCUUUUUCAUAUACUAAAACAAGGGGGUUCUGAAAGCUAAAUUGCUUAUAGUAACCCAUCCAUUAUUUAAAUGUUGAAGGUUUUAAGUGGGUUAAAAACUUUAGCAGACUUACAUAAAUAGGAUUUAGCAACACAAGUGUUAAUUUAAAAAACUCUAAAGCAUUUACAAAUAAUCUGGUUGAAUAGUCCGGGGAAGUUAUGUGCACUAUACUUUAAAAUGUUAUUUACAUCAGACCAUCACUUUUGUAAAAAUUUCCCUAUAAAGUUAAAAAAAAAUAGGAGAAUUAACCUGUUCUAACCUAGCAAAGAAGGAUCAUAAAAGGAAAGGUAAAGUAAAAACAAAAUAACUAUCUCUUAAUAGAAACCCCACACAUCCCUCUUCAGUUGGAUUUCACUCUAUGAAACCACUUGUAACUCCUAAUAGGCUCAUAUAUCAAGUAUCAAGAUAAUGUGGUAAAAGACCUUGUUAGACAAAUUACUGGCCUCAAGUGGACUUCUUGUUUUUUUGUUUUUUGAAAUGUUUUCCCACCUUGUGUCUCCGGCUUGGAUUGUUUUGGGACUCGUGCAAUUAAUUGGAGGGGCACUCUUUGUAGGCACAAUUCCCAUUUUAUGUGGAAUAAAAGGCAGAAAAUGUGCUAGGAAGAAAGGGUGGUGGUUUCUCUGGUAGUGUGAAAUGCAAAGGAAGGACAACAGCACAUUUGGAAUGGGCACCAAAUAACAGCUGUCUGGCAAUAUACUAGGGGCAGCCAACAUUUUGAUAAACUAAACAUACCUGUUUAACAUUCCCCAAAAGGGUUAGAAAUGUUCCAAUACCCCCUAGGUAUUUUGAUAUGUGCCAAACUGUCACAAUAGCUAGGAACUGCAAACAGUUGGCAGCUGCAUCCUUUUUAAUUACAUAAUUCACUCCAUGACCAUGUGCAAUUUAUUCUAACAAUAAUGUUCAUGCCUAGGCAAUGUAUUUGAGGGCUAAGAAAAAGCAAAAAUGUGCCACUGAUAGAAACCUAUUCCCAUAUAACUGGUCUUCAUGCUUUCAAGUGGCUCUAAUAUACCUUGGAUACUAAGCCAAGCCAUGCAAAAGCAAAGAGUACACACUUUUCAUUAACACUGGUAUCUCAUUUCUAAACCACUGACUUCAAAGUUGCCAUAGAAACAUAACACAAGUACUGAAAGCAUACAAUCAAGGGUUCAUGGAUUUUUUAAAAAAUGCAUUUCCCUCAUCUAUAUUCACCAGUCUUUAAUACCUUGGCUACAAGGCAUAUCAGAAAAAGGGAAGUUAAGUGGGGGUAAUGUCUAAGGAACAUAUGUAAUUCUGGAAAUAGGAAAAGUGUUCCAGAAAUGGGAUGAAUGUGCCAGCAAUAAGUAUAGUUUGUUUCAUUUGAAAAUUCAGUUAAGGAGCCCGUAAACAGUCCCAAACCAUAAUGUUAUCACCUGUGUAAUUUACAUAAACAUUAACACACUUGCACUUUAUAGACAAGACACACUGUAAACAUGGCCACUGCGGGAGGGAGGCUCCCUACCUUACUCAUGAUUGAGAACAUGUAAUCAUUAUAUUAAAUAAAAUUACUUAAAUUUCAAAAGAUUUCAAACCUGACCAAUAAUUAAGCUUCAUUUCCCCCAUGUUUAACAACAUUUAAGCAUUUAUUCUAAAAAUGUCACCUAGGAUGGUUUCAGGGUUAGAUGCUAGAACCACAACUGGCAAUGACAGCAACUCCUUUCUAGCUGGCACAGACCUAUAACUUUAGUACAAAACCAAAAAAAUAAAAAAAAAAAAAAUACAGAAACUAGGUCAAUUUGUUAGCUACAUAUUUACAGCUACUUACAUGAUUUUCCACUCACAAUUGCUAAAAACUAUGAAAGGAAACUGUGCAGGUUGAAUUACCCGUACUUUGAGGGGAAUUCUUGGGCAUCAAGAUACCCUUUUUCAUUCAUUCGGAAGUCUCACCCUUACUUCACUUUUUCAUGACAACUACCUACAGAUGUUCAGAUUAGUACUAUCCAGUGGGCAUUCUUCAGUUUGAGAAGAUUAACCUUUUUCUCUACUUAAAGAAGAACCCUUUGCAUAAUUAAAAACAAAGAGUACAAAUAGACACACACACGCAAAUCUCUGAAAUUUCAAAAAGUCUGGAUCACUGGGAAACAAUUAACAGUGAUGGUGACAAAGCACAUGGCUCCCUAGUUUUAAUUCUCUGCCUCUUUUUUAAAAAAUAUAUCUAUCUUCGGGUGGGUGGGAAGUGCAAGUUUAAGAAACUCACAACAGGCAAAUAAGGUGCAUAAUUUAUAUAUUUGUUAUGAUCUGAAGAGUACCAUUAGGCCAAAUAGGUUCUAUUCCUUGUAAAAGUGAAAUUUUGGAAAUCUGAAUAUAAACAAAGAAGGGGAAAAAAAAUCAAUACAACUUUAAAGAGGGCUACCAAAACUCAGUAGAAAAUACAAAUGCACAAAAGAGGAAGAGUUCUCAGCUUCACUUUUUUCUAGACAGUGUUUAAUAAAACUUACUUCUUUACAAAUUAAUAGUCAUUUCCAAUGCAGAUCUACUGUAGUGAUUGCAUAAAAGUGCAGCUAACAUAACCAGACACAGCAAAACAGACUUCAAUCAGUAGUCCUUGCAUUUAAAAGGCAAGUAUGCUAAAUGAACAGCACACUCUUCAUCCUUUACAGAGGAUGGGAAAUUUCCAGUUCUUAACAAUUAAGAAUGAGCACGUGCCUUUUAAAGGCAAUGCUAUACCUAGGUGGGAAUAGUAUCAUGUCUGAUGGGGGAGAACAAAAUGGAGAAUUUCUCUUCAAUAAUGAUCUAUAUUUUGGUAAGCAGCUCAAAGAUGACAGCCCAAAUACUGGCUUUAUUCCUUAAAGAAGGCUCUAAAAAAUGAGAAUCUCUUCUUCCAUCGUUAUAGGAGAUUCACACUUACACACCUUAAAUAAAUUAUUUUCCGACUGAAUACACACUAGGACACUUCACAUUUUGAGCAUACGACAAAAUGCAGAACUGUAUAAACCUCCAAGGGUGCUGUGUUGGGCCAAAUCUCUGCUUGAAUAGUCGUGGCUCAGAAGGGGUGGAAGGUGCACAAAGAACUUACUAUUAGCAAGCAAGAAGAGGCAGCUAAAAGGAGAAAGUCCCUCACACCAUAUCCUUCUCUCCCAGUGGCCAUUUCCUGUUGAUUUUAUGCUUUAGGAGUACCUUAGAUGCUUUUGUAGUAAUUCCUUUUUUGGCUGUUUUGAUCCUCAACAAAAUAUAUAACUGUUACUAUUAAUGGGGUUAAAAAAAAGGAAGAGAAUCAAUGGUAUCACAACUAAGAAAUAUAUGCAAAAAAGUACAUAAAGACUCUGUGACUUAUUGGUUCUUUUUAUCAUCUUUGCAGAGGAAUCACCACCAGUGUUCUUCCUUUUCACAGUUCAUUUCUCUCUGCAUCAUUUACCUUUUUAUUGUAUCAUAACAUAAACUCAAAGAAACACUAGCUGGCCCUUUCCCCAGAACAAUUUUACUGCAUUGCAAUUUAUGGGUCCAUAUUUUACUUAAGUUUCUCUCCACUCACACAAGUGCUAAGAGGGGAUUAAAAAGGAGAAGACUGCACAAAUUGUCAUCUUCUCAUAAAUAUCAACCCACAGUACACAUUCUUUAAAACACAUGCAUUCUGGCCAUAACUGAGGACUGAAAUAACGAAAGCAAACAAACAACAGCAACAACAACAACAACAAACAGAACCUUAAGUGCCCUGAUGGAAAUGUACAUGUAUGAGUUACAUCCAUCCAUUUAUACACACAUAUAGACACUCAUAUGUAUAUACAAUAUAUACAUACAAAUGAUAAUAGCUAUACCAAAAAUGUGCAUAUUUAACACAGUUUUUAAAAGCCAGUAGAUCAUGGUAUAAUACAAUUUAUUUCCACUAGUGAAUGGCACAAAUGGAGAAAUGCAAAGGAGGUGUUUCAAGUACAAUAAAGUCAUUUUUCACAGGUGAAAAUAAACAGUAUUAUUCCAGUGUCUAACACAAUGAAUUCUAUAAAAGUUUAAAAUGCCAGACAUUUAGUACUUACAGAAGCAGAAAGUCUGCCUUAUGGUUUGAAAAAGACACAGAGUUUUCAAUUUUUGAAAAGGCAGUGAGGAAAAAAGUGGUGGAAGUGGGAGGGGAGUGUCCAGGACAGUUUUUUAGUGUUUUGAAUGAUGUUUACAUGAUGUCCAGUCAAAAAUCAUAAUGACUAUGCCAAGAAGUUCAAUUUAAUAAUUCCUUGACUUAGGGUACUUAGCAUAUUACACCUGUGGGUAUGAUUUCAAAUGUAGGACUAUGUGCCUCAAAAGAAUGGCAGCUCUUAAUAAAAAUAUAAACAUUUUUUAGCUAACAUUAUCUACAUAAUGAAAAUGCUUUCAGAUACUCUAAUUUGGGGUUAGAGUUGAGUUUAAAAGGGGAGAAAAAAAAUAUGUGCAAAGGGGAGGGAACCUAAUUAGGAAUAAAAUGUUUCAAGGUACAUGAGGCUUUGCAUUUUUAAAAUGCUAGCCCAAAAAAUGGAGAAGGUGAACACAAGAAGACUUUCACUGCCAGGCUCUGGAUACCAGAUAUAGCAUUUACAACCUCUGAUAUGCUACAUAAAUUUCCCAUAUUUAAAAUUUUCUUAAACACACACACACACACACACGCACACGCACACACAUGUAUAUAUAAGUGAACACCAACACCAGGGAGGAGGUAGUGUUAAUUUGAUCAAAUGUUGACAUUUGCACACUGAUUCAGAAAGUGCUUGCUCUUUCCUUAGGAUAGCUCAUCAAACCGUUCAAAUUUUCCUGUUACCAGUUUCACUAUGUGAUGAUUCCUAUCGUGUAUGAGAUUCCUCACAAGUUAGAUCUCAUAAACAUAAAUGAACCAAUUUGAAUCAUUUUUGCAGACUACAUAUUUUAAUUAAGAUUAGUUUAAUGGCAUAAUCCAGGUAUAGUCAUAACCUACAUAUAAACUGGUUGCCAUACAAUUAAAUUACAUACAAAGCCCUUCAGGAUAGACACUUGGGAGUCAAUAUUCAAUCACACUUUUAUAAAAGUACAUAUGAUUUCAAUGAACUUAAGUGACUCAAUUUGACUAUUUGAAGUUCACAACUGGACUUUAAAAUGUAUUACUGGUAGUAUUUUAGGUUUAAAAGAAUUUUGUAUGCAAAUCUGAUCUGCUUUCCUAUUCUAUCUCUGCAGUAGUAGAGAAGGGCCAUAUCUAAGAAGGGUGCAUUUAAAGGUAUUCUAUAUUUUGGGGCAUUUUGUUAAAUUCUGAAGCUCUUAUUAUUUUCCUCCAAACAGGAAGAUUUCUCUGCUUGCUUGAAAGACCUUAUAAUAUCUGAAUGGAAAAAAGAACAUCAAGACUAAAAGUCCUUUUUAGUAGAUGGAGCAAGUACACAUAUUUAUCUAAAAAUUGGUGAUCUGGAGCAUAGCGAAGAGGACAAUGUAUCAGUGCGCUACUUAAAGCACUGUCUAGAAGUGUGUGUGAACUCCACUGUGAUUUGAUUUUUAAAGGAUUUAUAUAAAAAUAUUAAUUUUUCUUCUUGUUCACCUUCAAAUCAGUGUCAGAAAUUCCUAAAGGGGGGAUUAUUGGAGACUGGACUGACAUACCCAGGGAAGAUUUAAAAUUUGAGAAAAUCAAGACUUUAGUGACAUAUUACAAUUUGGUCACUAGUUUGGUCUAGGUGAAGAGUUUUAUUUUGAGGGACGUGUAGAGUUCUACCUUGGAGCCCUCUGACUACAUGAAAAGCAGGAUGCAGAGUUAGCAGCAAGUCUUUCAAGAUAACUGGGGAGCGGGCAGGACAUCAACUUGUAAGAAACUCUGAUCUGUCACAGAAAGGACAUUUUUUUUUUCUUCAAGUCAUAUUCACAGCUCCCCACCCACUUCCAACUCAACUUCCAUACAAGCAGUGGAAUACCAAGUAACAUCUGACUUUCAACAUUGGGUUGAUCCUUCAUUGUAAAAUAAAACAAAACACUAAACAAAAGAAAAAACAUGACCCCCAACUCCCCGAAAAUAAAAAAAAGUUAGCUUUUGUCAAGAGAUUCCCUGACCACUAUAACUUACUUUUAUUUAUUUAUUUGUUGUUUUUUUUUUUUUUUUUUUUUUCAUUUAGCAAACCUCCUAGUUCCUUUUCAGUAGUAUUUCAGCUCUGAGGCUUGAGACUUCUGGAAGUGGUGUUUCCUACUGUGUGAUGUUAACAUGAUCCAAAAUGAUUACUAAGUCUCAAUGAACUAGAAGUUUGUAAAGUACUGCAGCAACAAAAACAGCAAUUAAAAAAUAAGAGGACCUGCAUAUGCAGCAAAAUCUACAGUGGUGAUGAGGAUUAGUCAGCAGCUGGUAGUCAUUGGCUCAGUGACUCCUGGUUCACUAUGGCAACUAAACAUUUAAAUAAUCGACUAUUCUACUUGUAAACAGGAAAUCCCAUAAGCCAAAAGGGAAUAAUCAAAUUCUGUCUAUGUAGUGUGAUGAGUAUUCCAAUAGAUGGCAGUUCGAAAAUAUGGCAUCAUUCAAAUACCUCUGGCAUUUGAUUUGUAUUGGCUAUGUCUUUGUUUUUGCACAAAGUAAAAGUACUGUUUGGGGUCUUAAAACUUACAGAGCUUAGCUAGGAUGAGAUAUCACAGUAUAAGCAACAAAAUGUCAGGAUAUACAGGCUUCUUCUCCUUACUAGGCUGCUGGACAUACCUAUCAGAUGAACUUUCUAGGAACUGUCUCACCCCUUUGAAGGCUCACAGGUUUAUUAAUGCAUUCCUCACACAACUUGUAAUUUCUUUAAGCAACCCCAUCUUACUGUGACACAAAGAAGGCACAACUGAAUGAACAAAAAUCAUUGACAAAUUUAUGAAGCUUUCAGAAAAAGAAGUAAGUUAUUUUCUACCAUCUGAAAUGACCAAUAUAAUCCCUUAGUGUUUGUGGAUUUCUGCUUUUUCACUCCAAAUCAGGCUGAGAAGUCAAACCAAUUUAACAAAAAAAAUUCCUUGGUGGGGGUUGCAGGUGUGUUCCAAUAAUACCUUGUUUCAGCAUAGGCUGCCUGCUGUCAGUGGCUCAUAAGAACUCGAAGAACACUUUAGAUCUUCUCAAAACUCUUAGGAAAUGGAUACCCUCAAGUGAUGACUCAAGCCACUUUGCUGCAUUUUAUUUCUGCAGUGUUCAGAAAAUACCCCCUCUAUCCAUCCAAUUUCUUUUUACCACAUGCAUGAGAUAUUUAAUAUCAAUUACCCUUUUCAAAAUUUGCCCAAAAGUUAAAAAAAAAAAACAAAAAAAAAACACACACACAGUAACACAAAAAACCCGGCAGCCAAA